CACACAUGCUUCUUAAAGACCACGUGUUUGUGUACUUUCAUCAUGUCUGCCCCGAGUCCUCCUAUUGCUUCUCCUGUCCCUCCUGUAGUCGUCCCUACGCCAUCACCUCAGGCUUCUAGCCCAGAGUCUCCUCCACUCAAGAAUCCAGGGGAAUAUGAAGAGAUAGGGAAAAAGACAAAAGAGUCUAUUCUUCCAAGCAAUUUUGAUGGUUGCAAGUUAGUCUUACAGAAAGGUCUGAGUCAGCACUUUCAGACAUCACAUACGGUCACUUUGGGCUCAAGCUCUGCUCCUUCUCAGUGGCAGUUUGGAGCCACUUAUGUGGGACACAAUAAAGUUGGAGAGAAUGAUUUUCGUCCAGUUCUUCUUGGAGACAUUGGUACCACUGGUAAUUUCACUGGUGUCUUCCUGCAUCAGUACAAAAACCUGAAACUAAGGAUCAAUGCACAAACUCAAGGCUCUAAGUGGGUAGGAUAUCAGGGGACUGCUGAUUAUCUUGGACAGGAUUACACAGGAUCAUUAACAUUAGCUAACCCUGAUGUCAUAUCAGGAUCAGUCAUUGCUGUUGCACAAUAUUUGCAAUCACUAACUUCAAGGUUAAGUUUAGGGACAGAGUUACUAAUACAGAAAGGUGGUGGUAUGGAAUUGGGUGCACUCUCCGUUGGAGGAACAUACAAGACAUCAUCUUGGGAGGCUGCAGCUAAAAUAGGAAUGCAGUGGUACCUUUCAUAUGUACAGAAAAUACCAAAUGUUAAGGAGCUAACACUAGUAGCUGAAUGUGAAGGUAGUCUGAUGAGUGGUGAGACUGUAUCAGCCAUUGGAUAUCGCUACGACGUUGGCAACGGCUCUGCCACAUUUAAAGGCAAAGUGGACUCAAAAUGGACAAUAGGUGCACUAAUAGAGAAGAGAUUGGACCCACUACCAGCCAACCUUCUUAUAAGUGGACAGCUCAACCACAUAAAUAAUGAAGCUAAAUUUGGGGUUGGUUUCAUGAUUGGCUAAAGAUUAUAAGUUAAUGUAUGUAUGUAUGUGUGUAUGUAUCAUUUUGGAAAAUUGGAUUUUUUGUUAUUAAGUUAUUAUUUAAUGUACUUAUUAUUAUUAUUUACAUGUGUAUUUAAUGUAUAAUAAUGGUAGCACUCUAUGAGUGUUAAUAUUUA
This is a messenger RNA of Amphimedon queenslandica, 1154 nucleotides long. Its product is annotated as mitochondrial import receptor subunit TOM40 homolog. Bases 43 to 999 code for a protein of 318 amino acids. The transcript has 6 exons. Gene Ontology annotation, molecular function: transmembrane protein transporter activity. The record is from RefSeq and is a predicted model, not a curated record. Gene Ontology annotation, cellular component: mitochondrial outer membrane. NCBI's taxonomy places the organism in Eukaryota, Metazoa, Porifera, Demospongiae, Haplosclerida, Niphatidae. Gene Ontology annotation, biological process: protein import into mitochondrial matrix.